Molecule: messenger RNA, 8110 nt
Organism: Symphalangus syndactylus (siamang)
Lineage: Eukaryota; Metazoa; Chordata; Mammalia; Primates; Hylobatidae
Gene: LRRC9
Product: leucine rich repeat containing 9
Molecular function (GO): protein binding
Source: RefSeq, a predicted model, not a curated record
AUCACAGGGCCAUGCCCUCGGGGCUCAAGGCCAGAGAGGCUCCGCGCUUCCAAGACCCGAGAGCCAAAGAUAAUCAAUGGGAGAGAGCGAGACUGUAGGAGGCAACGAAUGACUCCCCGCCACCUUGCCCAUAACGCGUUGCUUUCAGUCACGUUCCGCGAACUGGCGAAGUUAUAAUAUUAUGAUCACUAUUUUUAAUGGAAGAUGAUUGAAAGUGAAAACCUAAACCAAGAAGAAAUAAUUAAAGAACUGUGUUUGUGCAAUGGCUUAUCUUAUGAGAUGGUUGGACAAGAAGGAUCAGAUACAUCAAAGUUGGAGAUGUUUUUCUUAGGGUAUCCUCGUAUAGUCGGAUUAUCAUUAUUUCCUAAUUUAACGAGUCUUACCAUUGUUGCUCAAGAUAUAAAAGAAAUUUCAGGGUUAGAGCCUUGUUUACAACUUAAAGAACUUUGGAUUGCUGAGUGCUGCAUAGAGAAAAUUGAAGGUCUUCAAGAAUGUAGAAAUUUGGAAAAACUAUAUUUAUAUUUUAAUAAAAUUUCCAAAAUAGAAAAUUUAGAGAAAUUAAUCAAAUUGAAGGUUCUUUGGCUGAACCACAAUACAAUUAAAAAUAUUGAGGGUUUGGAAACUUUGAAGAAUUUAAAAGAUCUCAACCUUGCUGGAAAUCUAAUAAAUAGCAUUGGUCGAUGUCUUGACUCCAAUGAACAACUGGAAAGAUUAAACCUUUCUGGUAACCAAAUAUGUUCUUUCAAGGAACUCACGAACUUAACCAGGCUGCCUUGCUUAAAGGAUUUAUGUCUGAAUGACCCUCAGUAUAAAACCAAUCCAGUUUGUCUUCUGUGUAAUUAUUCCACACAUGUAUUAUAUCAUUUGCCUUGCCUUCAAAGAUUUGACACAUUGGAUGUGUCAGCAAAGCAAAUCAAGGAACUGGCAGAUACCACAGCAAUGAAAAAAAUAAUGUAUUACAAUAUGCGUAUAAAAACCCUUCAGAGGCAUCUUAAUGAAGACCUUGAAAAACUGAAUGAUCGAAAAUGCAAAUUACAAAAGUUGCCAGAAGAACGAGUAAAAUUAUUCAGCUUUGUGAAGAAAACUUUGGAACGAGAACUGGCUGAACUCAAGGGCUCGGGCAAAGGGCACAGUGAUGGAUCCAAUAACAGUAAAGUAACUGAUCCUGAAACACUGAAGAGUUGUGAAACUGUCACUGAAGACCCAAGUCUUCAACAGAAGAUAUUGACCAAACUAAAUGCCUUGAAUGAAAGGGUAACAUUCUGGAAUAAAAAACUAGAUGAAAUUGAAGCAAUUUAUCAUAUUGAAGUAAAACAAAAGAAGAAAAGUCAUGGCUUAUUGAUCCCACUUUUGUUAAUUGAGUUAGAGACUGUGGGAAAUUUCCAUUUUGAAGAAGGCACUCGAUCUGAUGACUGGUUUAAUUUCUGCUAUGAAUUAAUUCUGUCACGUUUUUGUGCCUGGGACUUCAGAACAUACGGUAUUACAGGAGUAAAAGUAAAACGUGUCAUUAAAGUUAACAACCGUAUUCUGAGACUAAAAUUCCAAGAGAAAUUUCAAAUGUUUUUGGAGAAUGAAGAUAUGCAUGAUUCAGAGAGCUACCGAAGGAUGCUGGAAUGCCUUUUUUAUGUUUUUGAUCCUGAAGUUUCAGUGAAGAAAAAUCAUCUUCUACAAAUACUUGAAAAAGGAUUCAAAGAGAGUGAAACAAGCAAGCUGCCUGUCAAAAAGGAAGCCAUCAUUCUUUCUAACAGUCUAAGUAUAAGUGAGUGUCCCAGAAUUGAAUUUUUACAACAAAAGCACAAAGAUGAGAAGAAAAACUCUCUUAAGCAUGAGCUCUUCAGACAUGGCAUCCUCCUCAUUACAAAAGUUUUCCUUGGCCAGAGUGUUCAGGCCUAUGAAAAAGAAUCCAUCAGUCAAUCCAACUAUCCAAUGGUUAAUUCAGUGUUCAUUCCUCGGAAAUAUUUACUAAAUUCUGUCAUGGGACAAAGAAACUGUGAUUGCAGUGUUCGGCAGUGCAAGUGGUUUGUCUUUGAUCAUGACCUUGUUUUGCCAGAAUAUGUUGUUGAAUUUGAGUAUAUUACAAUGGUCAAGGCACCCUCAUUUUCUGUAUUCAACAAUGCUAUUCUAGAAGAAAGCAAAAAAACCCCAGAAGGAUCAGUAUUUUCCAAGGAUUUGAAAUUUGAUGAUGAAGUUAUAAAAAUGGAGCCCAGAAUCAAGGCCCGACCAAAACUGAUUAGUUUGGAUGAUAAAACAAUAUUUUCCCUUGCAAAGACUAGCGUGUACAGUCAUAUUGUGAGUCUGAAUCUACAUGGAAACAGCUUGAGUAAAUUGAGAGAUCUCUCCAAGUUAACAAGACUUCGAAAACUAAAUAUUAGCUUUAAUGAAUUUACCUGUUUAGAUGAUGUAUACCACUUGUAUAACCUUGAAUAUUUGGAUGCAAGCCAUAACCAUGUGAUAACCCUUGAGGGAUUUAGAGGUCUGAUGAAACUGAAGCACUUAGACUUGAGCUGGAAUCAACUGAAGAAAUCUGGCGAUGAAAUAAAUAUGUUAUGCAAACACACCACAAGCCUUCUCACUCUUGAUAUUCAACAUAAUCCAUGGCAAAAGCCAGCCACAUUGAGGCUGAGUGUUAUUGGCAGAUUAAAGACUCUUACCCAUUUAAAUGGAGUCUUCAUUUCUGAAGAAGAAGCAACAGCAGCUAUGAAAUUUAUUGCUGGAACAAGGAUUACUCAGUUAUCUCUCUUACGGCAUUCUAGUACUAAAGAGGAGAGACCACGGAUACUUAGUAUAUGGCCUUCUGCCAAAAUUCUGACGCAGAUUUCGAAGUUAGGACCUCAUUUACAUCCGAGUGGAAACUGGUACUUGAAGAUAACUGCCUUAAAUUUAGAUGGACAACAUCUUUUUGAAAUCACAAAUUUAGAAAAAUUGGAAAAUUUGAAAUGGGCAUCAUUCAGCAAUAAUAAUCUCACUAAAAUGGAGGGUCUGGAAUCCUGUAUUAACUUGGAAGAGCUCACAUUAGAUGGAAACUUCAUCUCAAAGAUAGAAGGUAUUUCCAAGAUGACUAAAUUAACUCGCCUUAGCAUAAAUAAUAAUCUUCUCACUGGUUGGGAACAGCGUACCUUUGAUAACAUGCUUCACCUUCACUCCCUUUCUCUUGAGAACAACAGAAUCACUUCAUUGAGUGGUUUACAAAAAUCUUUUACUCUCGUUGAGUUAUACAUAAGCAAUAACUACAUUGCUGUCAAUCAGGAGAUGUACAAUUUAAAGGGUUUAUGCAACUUGGUCAUUCUAGACAUGCGUGGAAACAUUAUUAUAUGGAAUCAAGAAAACUACCGGUUGUUUGUAAUAUUUCAUCUUCCAGAACUGAAAGCUUUGGAUGGGAUACCAAUUGAACCACCAGAGACUGAGAGUGCAAAAGAUUUGUUUGGUGGUAGACUUACUUCUGACAUGAUUGCAGAACGACGAGGACAUUCCAACUUCAUGCAAAUGCAAGAACUAAAUUGGACUUCAUCAUCCAUUAGAACAGUGGAUUUGAUUCCAGUCGACCAAUUUAGAAAUGUGUGUAAUGUGAAUCUACAGAACAAUAAUCUUACCUCAUUCAGUGGCUUAAUCUAUCUACCUAAUGUGAAGGUCUUAUGCCUAAACUAUAAUCAUAUUGAAUCAAUCAUGCCCAGACUAAAGCCUCAGACUCACUUAACCAAUAGACAACUACUGUAUCAGAAAGUGCCUUCAAGUGGCUAUGGACAGCAAGGAAUUUCAAAAACAAACAGAGAUAUAAUGAGCAGUGAAAAUUUGCCUCCAAUAAUGCACAGUUUAGAAGUUCUUCAUCUGGGCUACAAUGGAAUUUGUAAUUUGAUCCAGCUACAACUUAACAGACUAAGAAAUUUAAAAUUCCUCUUUCUACAGGGUAAUGAAAUCAGCCAACUUGAAGGGCUUGACAACUUAGUAGUCCUUCAGGAAUUGGUAGUGGACCAUAACCGCAUCCGAUCAUUUAAUGACAGUGCUUUUGCCAAACCAAGUUCUUUAUUGGCACUUCACUUGGAGGAAAACAGACUACGAGAACUGGGCAAAUUACAAUCUUUGGUAAAACUAGAGAAACUCUUCCUAGGAUAUAAUAAAAUCCAGGAUAUCACAGAACUGGAAAAAUUUGAUGUUAUCUCUACUCUCAGGGAGCUUACAGUGUAUGGCAAUCCAAUUUGUAGAAAAAUGCUACAUCGCCACAUGCUUAUAUUUCGACUGCCUAACUUACAGAUGUUAGAUGGAAGUCCUGUGAAUUCAGAUGAUAGGGCAAAAGCUGAAUUUCACCUCGCUGAACUACAAGCAAAGAAAAAUUCGCUUAUUCCUGUUACCCACUCCCCUAUGGAUGGCAGAUUAUUUGGCCAAGUGAAAACUCCUCCCAUAAAGAUAGCAAAUGUAAUUCUGCCUAGUGGAUUCAGCCAUUACUUGGGAUCUGACGUCACUUUAACUCCUGAAGUUGAAGACAAAAAAAACAAGAAUGCUGGGAUUCUGACAAAUAAUCCUCGGAGCAUCCAUGCAGAAAUAGCUUUUCGGCAACUCAGAGGGAUAAGUAUCUCUCCAUCUCUUUUAUCACAUCAGAAUAUUGCAUCUCCGACUGUACAAAUAUACCAGAGCAACCAAGAUGAGAGAAGAAUUUCUGGGAGCAACUUUCCAAGAUCAAAUCGAAUGUAACUGCCUAAAGAGAAAUGAGCAUACACCAAGAAACUCACCUGUUUAGUAGUUGUACAAAAACUAGCUGACAGUGGUUAAAAAAAAAAAAAGAUAAUCAUGUUACUUAAGUUACUGAAGCACUUCAGUUCCAUAUGAACAUAAUCUAUUACCCUUCAUGAACUUGAUUUAAUAUCACCUCUCUUAAACUUUCUUUAUGGUUAUCUGUAGUUAUUUGUUUGAAUUUCUAUAUCAUAAAAAUCAUGAACUAUUACAUCAGACAACAAUUUGAAAAGAUAAAAGUGACAUGAAACAAAGUCCAGAGAAUUGAAUACUUAGUUCUGGUAUUAGAAACAUUUAGUCGUGAAAUCUCAUUAUGACAUGUCAUAGGAAGAUAUUAAGAAAAGAUAACUUUAGGAAAUAGGCAUACUUUCAUUUGUAGAGUAUCUAUUCAUUUGAGAUUACAUAAAACUAAAGCACAUUUCUUACCAAACACAACUAUUACUAAAGUAAGAUGAGUUUUGCUAGUUGAACUACAGAUUGGUUUUUAGGACUGUAUUUUUUUAAAAAAUACCCUCAAACCAGAUCUGCCCUCAAAAUUGUUUAGAGAUGCAAAUUGUGGGCAUCAAUAGUAGUUUCUAAAUGUGGCUAACUGUGGGUGCAACUAGUCCUUCAUGCUUUAAGAAUAAAAAAAGAAUCCGAUUUCAUAUACAAAUCAUUAAUUACACCUACAGUGAUAUAAUUUUACAAGUAGUUUCAGGCUGAGGAGAACAUGUAUUCAAACUGAGUGGACACAUUUAAAAAUAUGACCUUCAAUAAUUAUAUUUCACUGAACUUUUCUAAACUAUUACAUUGCAUAGUACUAGGAUGUAUCACAAAUUAAUCAAAUGUGGUUAUGAAUUUGCUUGUUACAGUUAUGUAAAUUGAUAACCACAUUGCCAGUCAUAUUUUGAUAUAAAUGAGCUCCAUGAUUCAUGAAGUAUUCUAUUUAAAAUUUUAAAGUUAUUGGCUCAACAGUACAUGUAGUUUCAUAAUAUUUUAUACUUUCCUUACACGAAAAUAAAUUAUUUUAACUAAAAUAUGUAGACUUUAUAAUCUGUCUGGAAAUAGUUUUAAAGGUAUUUUGGAAAUGAUAUAAUUCCAAUGUCUAUGCAACAAUUUUGUAUUUUUCUUUUUUAAAUGCUGUAUGUCUGUAAUUUAAUCAUGUAAUAUUUAAAAUUUCAAACCUAAUUACAGAUUGAUUUUGCUCUUCGUAAUGUGUGGUUUUAAACAACUAUUACACUUAAGUGGAAAUAGGAUCUUUUGUUUAAAAACAACUAUGCAGUUCUUAAGAUGUCCAGAAGAUGUCUUUGUUGCCCUUUAGUUUUGACAACUGCUUUCAUUAUAGUGUUGUGACAGUCUACUCUUCACUAUUUAUUACUAAAUUGGCAUCAUCUGUUUUUUUCUUUUAUGACUAUGUAUAAAUUAAAUGCUGAAUAUAUGUUACUUUUAUAAUAAAAAGUGUCUUAAAAUAACAAAGUGGGAAAAUAAAUGUAAUAGGUUUCACUGGAGAAAAAUGUUCAGAAUAGAAAUAUAUAAAGCAGAAAAAACAUAACUUACAGUGUAUUCACUUAGCAUUUUGGCAUAUUUUCUUUUAGCCAUUUUUCCUAUGGACUUUUAAUAUAUUUGAGAUCUUCAUGUGAUUUUUAUGUACACAUUGUUAAAUUUUGAGCUAUUUAUAAUUCUUAUAAAUUGUUAAUUAAAUUUCAUCUGAGCCGGGCGUGGUGGCUCACAUCUGUAAUCCCAGCACUUUGGGAGGCCAAGGCAGGCAGAUCGCAAGGUCAGAAGUUCGAGACCAGCCUGGCCAAUAUGGUGAAACCCCAUCUCUACUAAAAAUACAAAAAUUAGCCAGACGUGGUGGUGCGUGCCUGUAGUCCCAGCUACUAGGGAGGCUGAGGCAGACGAAUUGAGCAAGACUCCAUCUCAAAAAAAAAAAAUUUCAUCUAAAUUUCUGAGUAGCUGGGAUUACACCACCACGCCAGGUGCAGUGGCUCACGCCUGUAAUCCCAGAACUUUAGGAAGCCAAGGUGGGCAGAUCACCUGAGGUCAGGAGUUCAAGACCAGCCUGGCCAACAAGGCAAAGCCCCAUCUCUACUAAAAUACAAAAAUUAACUGGGAAUGGUGGUGCACACCUGUAAUCUCAGCUACUCAGGAGGCUAAGGAGGAGAAUCGCUUGAACCAGGGAGGCAGAGGUUGCAGUGAGCUGAGAUGGCACCACUGCACUCCAGCCUGGGUGACAGAGUGAGACUCCAUCUCAAAAAAAAAAAAAAAAAAACUGUAAAAGAGAGUAAACUAUUUAUUCAUCAAGGUAUUUCACUUAGAUAAAAUAUGUAAUUUAUCCAGUAAAGUUAUUAUGUCUUUGCUCCCAGCAAAUGUCUUGAUUUAUUUUGCAAGCGAAUGUAUGAUUAUAUAACUUGUUUUCAUUAAAGACAAUACCACAACAACCUGGUAAGCUAGAAAUUAAGGUACUUUAUAGAUUAGAAGCCUCCAAAGCUAGACAGUGUGAAAUUGGUCUGAUUUCUAUAUAUAAAAUUAACCAUGAUUAAUUGUCCAAUACAAACUUUACUAUUUACUUCUAUUUUUAAAAAAAUUUUUGUAGAGAUGGAGUCUCACUAUGUUGCCCAGGCUGGUCUCAAACUCCUGGCUUCAUGCAAUCCUGCCUUGGCUCCCACAAAGUGCUGGGAUUAUGGGCAUGAGCCUCCAUGCCCGGCCAUUUACUUCUAAUUUUUCUAGUCUUAGAUUUUUCUGACUAUCGACACAAAAUUAACUGAUUGUGAAUAUAUUUUUGCCUAGAAUAUCUAGUGUGCACUAUGUAUGUGUGUUUGCAGGCACUCCUGACUAGUUUACAAAUAACCCUUAUAUUUAAGUAACAUGCCAUUUCACUCUUCAUAAGCUAUCUUACAUUAUGAAAAGUAUUUAAUGUUUUAAAACAUUAGAUCUCACUCUUAGUCAUGCUCUAGGCUCUUGGCUUCAAUUAAAUAUUACUUACAUAAAGGGAGGUAAGAUUAUUAUAAUAUUCUAUUAGUAGAAGCAAGCACUUAUGGCCAAAUUCCUUUGGUUAUUCAGUGAAGCUAACCAAAUCAUUUUGGUUAUGGGCUAGAAACCAGCUGGUUUUUCUGAUGCCUUACUAUAAAACUCAGAGCUUCUGGACCACCUGCAAGUGCUAACUACUUGUUCAUUUUUCUACAUUUUCCUCCCUUCUCCAUUGUUGAAGUAUUUUUGAAGAAAAACCUAUGCUGAAUUGCAAUUUAAAUUCUCAGUUCCCUUUUAGAACUAGGUCAGUAAGAAAUACCACAGCUAUUUUAUUAGUAAUAUUAUUUCUACAAGUUUUUACUUUACAAAUAUAUAAAUUAUACCAUUCUACUAUUAGUUUUUCUUUCCAUUGUGAAUAAAAUUGUUUUUUAAACUA